CGCGGGAACGGCCCCGACCCCGCUGAGGGGGCGGCCCGGGGCCACACCGGGGCUGCGGCGGGGCCGCCGCGAGCAGAGCUGGGCUCGCGCUCUCCCUUCGCUCCCGGCGGGGCAGAGAUGCGAUGGGAGAGACGGGAAAAGGGGCUGCUCCAAAGUACCUCUGCACCUACUAUGACAUUGUUGACUACCUGAACAUCUCCUCUCACAACAAGCUGCACACGUACAUUCUGCCAAAGAUAAAUCUGGAGCCUGUGGAAGUGACGCUGGAUUUCAUGCUGGUGGCAAUUCUCUCUGUGGUGGAAAAGCUCCAGACAGUCAGUUUUUACUUCGUCCUGAACCUGGAGUGGCAGAACCCUUUUGCAACCUGGGACCCACUGGAUUUCUGUAACAUUUCUGAAAUUAUUCUGCCCAUGGAUACGUAUUGGUCGCCCCCCAUCUUCAUCUUAGAGCGAGUGAAUGGGCAAGACCCAGAGCUGAAUUACAUGGUCCUCACCCACAACGGCAGCUUCAACUCCACCCGGCCCUUCCAGGUCACCCUGACGUGCAGCCUGAUAAUCCUCAAGUUCCCCUUCGACACCCAGACCUGCAACUUGAGCAUAGCUUCAUUCCUCUACCCAGCAGUAACAGACUUUGUCAUGAAGACGAGACGGACACCAGCUGAGAUCAUGAAAGACAGCCAGAGUUUCUUUCUAACUGAUGGAGAAUGGAAGUUCACCAACCUGAGCGUCAUUGAAUACACAGAAAUUCUGGAUGACAAACAUUUUUCUGUGGUCACCUAUCUGAUUUCCAUGGAGAGACGACCCACCCUCUAUAUUCUGAACCUGAUCCUCCCAACAUGUGCCCUGUACUUGCUGGACAUGGCUGUGUUGUUUGGACCCAGCUCUCUUGAGGAGAAAAUCAACUUCCAGAUUGCCAUCAUCCUUGGCAGCUCCAUGCUGGCUGUGAUUCUCAACAACAGCCUCCCAACUUCCUCCAACAAACCACCCAUAAUAGGCAAUGGAAUGCAAGAAAAUGCCAAUUAUCCAGCUUUCUGUGUUUUCCUGUUGUUCUGCAGUGGUGUUUUUCCUGGGCACCUUCCUGCUCAUGAUCAUGGCUGUGUUAGACACCUUCUUCCUGCUGUACCAGCAGCGCAAAUCCCUGCGCUUGGACAAGGUCCUCAGAGGCUUCCAGCAAGACCCACAGGAGCUGCCCAAGAGACCCCCAGGCAACCUGGCCAAGGGGGGUCCCCAACUGCUGCACCUUCCCAAGAAGGCCCAGGGACAAGGGCAGCCAACCAAGCACCUCUGGCAGCUGCAGGAGCUAGACCCAUUUCUGCCAGUUCUGGAGAAGGUGCUUCUCUACAGCCACCUCUUCCUGUCCCUGUUCUUUUUUACUGUGAUUUCUGUAAAAUGGAGCAGCUGAAGAUCAGCUCUGCCCAGUGCCAGCUCAGUUGUUCUCCACUGUCUUGCUUCUGACCCCCCUGCUGUAAUUUGCUCAUGCUCAAUUCAGAGCUGCAGUUCAGUUGCCUGAAUAAAAUAAAAUUAAAUUAAAAUUGAAUGUCACAGGACCUGAGAUCUGCAUGCGUAGUGCUUUGUACUCUGGUUCAAUAGAACUACAGAUGUUCUUUAAGUAUUCUGUGGGCUACUAAGCUAUUUGAAUAAAAUAGUUGUAAAAUCUGGGGAUAACAUCUUCAUUCUACCUAUCAGUAAUUCUGACCUCAAACAUGACAAAGAGGAAAAGGGGUUGAUUGCCUUCUCUUAGAGGAGUUUCCAUCUUGAAGGUGUUUAAGAAUUCCAUCUCAUAUUAUUAAAUAAAACAACACAAGUCUUC
Oenanthe melanoleuca is the source of this 1809-nucleotide messenger RNA. Its product is annotated as 5-hydroxytryptamine receptor 3A-like. Gene Ontology annotation, cellular component: synapse; neuron projection; membrane. NCBI's taxonomy places the organism in Eukaryota, Metazoa, Chordata, Aves, Passeriformes, Muscicapidae. Gene Ontology annotation, biological process: chemical synaptic transmission; nervous system process; signal transduction. The coding region runs from base 123 to 1454 and encodes 443 amino acids. The transcript has 9 exons. The record is from RefSeq and is a predicted model, not a curated record. Gene Ontology annotation, molecular function: extracellular ligand-gated monoatomic ion channel activity; neurotransmitter receptor activity; transmembrane signaling receptor activity.